Messenger RNA from Saccharomycodes ludwigii, 1992 nucleotides. Its product is annotated as nucleobase:cation symporter-2 family protein. Gene Ontology annotation, cellular component: fungal-type vacuole; membrane. Bases 1 to 1992 code for a protein of 663 amino acids. Gene Ontology annotation, molecular function: xanthine transmembrane transporter activity. The transcript has a single exon. The record is from RefSeq and is a predicted model, not a curated record. Gene Ontology annotation, biological process: xanthine transport; transmembrane transport. NCBI's taxonomy places the organism in Eukaryota, Fungi, Ascomycota, Saccharomycetes, Saccharomycodales, Saccharomycodaceae.
AUGGAUAAGAUUAUAUCCGAGCAAUUUUCUCUAGAUGAAGAAAACUCCAAUGGCGAUAAUACAGCCAAAAAAAGUGGAUUUUUCAAUACAAGUAACUUUAAAAAUGACUUUCACAAGAUUUUCAAAAAAUGGACUACCAGGGAUGGUUUAUUUGGUGAUUAUGAUUAUGCAUUUUUAUUCACACCUAGCUUCCCUUUUCAUGAUUGGUUUUAUAGACGCGUUUUGAAACGCGAACCAAGAGUUUACGAUCAACCUUUUUUCGGAUUAGAUAGUGAUAUGCCAAUUGCCUUGGGGUUUCUAUUGGGUUUGCAACAUUCUUUAGCUAUGUUAGCUGGUGUUAUUACUCCACCCUUAAUUAUCUCUUCGUUGGCUAAUUUCGAUGAUGAAAUUAGAGAAUAUUUGGUUAGUGCUUCAUUAAUUGCUUCUGGUAUAUUAUCUUUGGUUCAAAUGACAAGGUUUCAUGUAUAUAAGACACCCUAUUAUAUAGGAGAUGGUUUAUUGACAGUUGUUGGUACUAGUUUUGCCACUAUUACGAUUGUUUCCAAAGCAUUUCCUAUGAUGUAUGCUACUGGUUUUUGUCCGGUUGAUGCUCAAACAGGUGAGAGUUUACCUUGUCCUGAUGGGUAUGGUGCCAUGUUAGGUACUGCUUGUUGUUGUGCUUUAUUGGAAAUAUUGAUUAGUUUUACUCCGCCCGCCAUAUUACAAAAAGUGUCCCCUAAAAUUGUUACUGGUCCUAUUAUUUUGUGUAUCGCUAUCAGUCUAAUCGAAUCUGGAUUCGAAGAUUGGGUUGGUGGUAGUGCUUGUGUUGACGCUGCAUAUUGUCCUAGCGAAGGUGCUCCAAUGGCGGCCCACUGGGGUGCUGCCAGGCUAAUUGGGUUGGGGUUUUUAGUUUUUUUUGCUAUUAUUAUGUGUGAGAAAUAUGGUUCCCCAAUUAUGAAAUCUUGUGCUGUCAUUGUUGGAUUAAUUGUGGGCUGUAUUGUUGCAGCUGCAUGUGGCUAUUUUGAUAGAUCUACUGUUACUGAGGCCCCAAAGGCUACAUUUAUCUGGGUUCAUACUUUUAAAUUAACGGUUUACGGUCCUGCGGUUUUGCCGUUUUUGGUUGUUUAUAUUGUUAUUGCACAAGAAUGUAUUGGUGAUAUUACCGCAACUUCUGAUGUUUCCAGACAACCUGUUGAAGGACCUUUGUAUGAAAGUAGAAUCCAAGGUGGUGUCUUGGCUGAUGGUUUGGCUGGUGUUUUUAGUGGGUUGCUUACUAUGCCUCCAAUGUCCACAUUUGCUCAGAAUAACGGUGUUAUUGCACUAACCAAAACUGCUAAUAGAAAUUGUGUUGGUAGAUUUUGUUGUUUUUUUUUGAUUAUUAUGGGUAUUUUCAGUCAAUUUGGAGCAGCUUUAGUUGCUAUUCCAAAACCUGUCUUGGGUGGUAUGACAUCGUUUUUAUUCACAAGUGUUGCUGUUUCCGGUUUGAAAAUUAUAUCUUCUAUUCCAUUUACUAGAAGAGAUAGAUUUAUUUUAACAGCUGCGCUAUUGCCAGGUAUUGGUGCCUGUUUAGUUCCUGAUUGGUUCAGUUAUUUUUUCACUUAUUCUGGUAAAAAUCAUGCUCUUGAAGGGUUUUUAAAUGCCAUUGUUUUGAUUAUGGAAUCCGGUUUUGCUGUCUGUGGGUUUGUUAGUAUAAUUCUAAAUUUGUUUAUUCCACAAGAAUUAGAUGAAGAAUUAAUGGAUGAUAUUGAAAUUCAACAGUCAAACAUCAGUGUUUUGGAAGGACGUGAAUCUAAUCCUGCUGAAUUAAGACAAGUUUUAAGUGGUAAGUCUUUGGAGGCAUAUGGUAGUCAUGUAGAUGAAAAUGGUGGUUAUGUUCUUACUACCAAUGAUGAUAUUAUUAAUAAUGGAACUAUGGUUGGUGGUAGCAGUGAAGAUGGUAAGAAAGAAACAAUACUAGACAAUAAGGAUGGCAGUGUUCAUAUUUCUACUUCUGUAGGCACAGGUAGUUCAUGA